Molecule: messenger RNA, 6042 nt
Organism: Hydatigera taeniaeformis
Lineage: Eukaryota; Metazoa; Platyhelminthes; Cestoda; Cyclophyllidea; Taeniidae
Source: the annotation of a GenBank genome assembly
AUGCAUACAAAAAUUGGAAUUUUCACGAUUCUAGAUCAGCCACCCUCCGGCGGAUUCUUCUCACUUAUUAGUUCCAAACAAAAAAGACCAACUGAUGCUCAGCGGAUCGGACCAGCCCUCAAAAAGCCCCGUCUUGAAUCACAGGAUGUGGCGUCUGCGGAGCUAGUGAGCCGCGUGGAAACCUUGAUGGCUAGUGGUAACUUAGCCGAGGCAGAGGCUCUCGUAGUUUCUGUACUAAAUCACAUAUAUGCCAACGCUACCUCUACCGCCUCUUUGGCCUCAUUUGGGAGUCUUGCUCUCACGCGAUCUGCAGGUCUUGCCUCCUCUCGUCUAUCCCCCACCUACACCAUAGGUCUAUUGGUCAUCGCAAAACAUGCUGGCGGACCCAGCCUCUUCGCUCGACCAGCGGUGUUGGAGCUGCUGUACUCUCUUCUCGCCCUCUCGCCCCGAGACCUUGGCAUGCCUCGGCUGCCUACCUCGGCGAUGGCAAACUUCGCUGCAAGGUCGCGGGGACUUUAUGCGUUUGUGGCGAAUUUGUUGUUGAUUGCCCUUGGCAAUCAGUCAAAGUGGCCUCCAAAGUUGAUUAAGAUCUAUUUGGAGGAUAGCCUUUCCGACCGCAUUUGGGUGGACCUCGACGAGUGUAAAGCUUUCGUACUCAACCUCGAGACUGCUCUGCCUUCGGUGACAGGCGACCCGCGGGGCCUCUUCACUCUCCUCUGCGCCAGUGGGCCUCCUGUACCAGGAGUGCAGGCAGCUUUGGGCCUUAAUCUGCCAUCAGCUAACACCACUGCAGCUCCGACUCUGUCUCCUGUCACAUCUCUUGAUUUAGCCGAUGCGGUGGCUGCGGGAUUACACGCCACGCGAACCUCGCAGUCUGCAAAGGUAAUUCAUGGUGGCGAUUUAGCACGCCUAGUCUCGCCGCGCUUUGAGUCAAGUCGGAGUGCAGUGGAGAGCCUCAUUACCACCACCCUCCGAGAGGCUCUCUCGCGUCGCAGCUCAAGCUCUGCUGGCUUGGGCCAUUCUCUAGCCUCCUCUACCGACCCUUCUGGACCCAGUGGCGAGGUGGUGCACACUCGCUGCCUCAUUCGAACUCUUGCUAUGGCUGCUGGUAUCCCGGAAAUCCGCUCGCUUGCGGCUCAGCGACUUGAACCAUGGCUUACAAACCCUAAACUUCAAGUCUUAGCUGUUGGUCUGUUGGCUAUAGUGGUGAGCAAUUGUAAGCAGGGCUCGGCUUCGUCAUCCGACAUCGACACCAUAGUCACUGUCGUCUUUCGCAUUCGACAGAAGCUGCUUAAAGCCAACAUUCAGGCCGCUGUGCUUGAGAACAUUUGCCGGCUGGCCGCUGUGGGCACUGCCAACCUAGCAAUCCUAGUCAAAUUAUGCAUGGCCAGUGAGUUACCAACAAUCGCAGCAAUUUGUGAGGCAAGUGAACAGGCCGCUAAACAAGCAGCAAAACAGCAGCAGUCCCAAUUACCCAGCUUGACGUCGCAUGCCUCAAAAAGUAAUGAAACGUCAUCCUUCUCCGACUCCACAAUAUCGAGUAUCAACGCGGUUGCAGUCAACGCGUCCGAGGCUGUCUCUAAGGGCCACAUCUCCGUUUCCUUUAUCCUCCCAAAACUUUACCAGAGGUUUCCUAUUGAAUGGACUAAGGUAGUAGCGGAGGUCCUCCAUGACCGAAUAGUUGAAGCCAUUACCAACCCUAACUCUACAUCUCCCCAUUUCGGCAGCCUUCCUGCCCAUCCCACGGACACACAACUGGUCACUAACACUCUUCGCCUCCUCGCUCCCACGCGGCAGCUGCUCCGUGACCUAGCCAAAUGGAUGCGGGGGGCCUUUGCAGCGGCGACAACACCCGCGGCAUCUGUCAGCGGUGGAGUCGGAGGCGGAGGUGGGGAAUUUCUUCCAUGUGCAGAACUGGGCUGUGGCAUUCUUCUUCUUGAUCGCUCCGUCCACCCAGCCUUUGCAGAAUCAGCGGUGAAGGUGGCGCAGUGCCUUUGGCAAGGUUGUGGUGGGCAGAGUUUUGGUCCCUUUACGGUCCUGCGAUAUAUUUACGCCGUAGUUCAUGUCGUCUGUCAGCUGCAGAUGCUCUCGGCUACUCGCCCUAACCUCUGUGAUGCGCCGACCGUUAGAAAGAAGGCUGUGGGUGCUCCAGACCCACUAAAACAGCACCAAGCGUGCGUACGACAGUUGCGUCUUCAUUUCCUUCGAUGGUUUAAGUCCUUUGUACCGAAUCUCAUCUCCGCGGCAGCGGUGCACUUUCCUGCCAUGGCACCACGUGAUGCCUUUGCGCAAAUAUCGCUUCUUCUGCGUCGUGCCUUCUUCCUCGAGGUGACAGCACCUUUCGAUAUUCCUGCCUCCAAUACGGCUUCCUCGUUCUCACCAUUUUACGCUGCAGAAGAGCUUUGGCCUACGGAACAGAACCAGAGGUCCAUCGUGUGUCACUUGACCUACGUUAACUUGCCUGAAAAACUGGCCAUUCAUGUGCUCCGGCAUGGUUUGGAGUCACAGUGGGGGCUGGUCAGUCCACCUGAUGCAGCGGCCAUCGUUUGCGAACUUAUCUGGCGCUCGACUGCUCUUUCUAUCGACCAUGGCUUGGAGUCAUCAAACUUCAGCAAACUGGAGGAAUUGAUCGACCUGCUUUACGCUUGCUGCUCAUUUUGCGCAGAUCGCGAAUUGCCAAACGAGAUAACGGAAAUGGCCUACAAGGAGCCGUACUGGAAGGUAUCCAUGGCAUUGGUCGCUCUGGCCACUCAUUCUCCGAAAGUUUGUGGUGCGCAUUUGUGGAUAAAUUAUCCAACUGUUCGGAAAUUAAUGGAGAUGGUCAUUACAAAUGAUUUCACAUAUCCUCUCAUGAAUACUUUAAGUGACACGACCUCUGUGGAGUCCGAGCGCCUCAAUAAGGAGCUUGAAGACCAGAUGAUUUUACGGCUGGAGACCUAUUUGUCUCGCCCCCCACCUCCAGUUUCAACCGCACAACAGCAAACUUCUUCAUCUGACGAGGAAAUGAAAAAGGAUGACGACGAAGUAAAGCCUGACCCCAUAGAGGGCUUAGUACCGCUGAUCACAUCAGCAGAAUCACAACUGAUUGGUCAGCUGAUCCAAAAUAAUCCCAGAGGGGCUUGUCGCUGUCCUCCAGACGAAGAGUUGGCAACUUUGAAGCGUCUCUCUGAACAACUUGGUCUACGUCGACGUCUAUGCUCUUGCAGGCAGCCGGAUCUGCUGUUAGAGUUGAUUCUCUCCCAAGGUCCUGAUUUGCCGCAGCCCUGGGUCAUUCAGUUGGUCGAGUCGAUGUGGCAGAGUAUUGAUGUGCUGCCUCUGCAAUGCCUAGCUGAGUACAUUCUUCACUCAAGCCUGCAACGCAUUCAGGCUGCCGAUGAGAAAGGCUUUAUGAAUGGAGUGAUUUUGGAGGUUCCGAUAUCACCAGCCUCUCGACGUGCUAAACAUCAGAGCACUUCCUCGAUGGAUGCAAACGUUGAAGCUAGUGAUUUGGAAAAACUAUGCGUUGAUGUCCCUUCGACGCCUAGGCGUGCUCGGCUAGACAGCACAUCAAGUAGUCUCUUUGCCCCUGAAAAAUUGUCUGCUUCUGGCACAGGGGUAGGACAGGGAGAAUUGAAUCGACGCCGCCUCUACAAUCGCAUUUUGGAGCGCUUGAGACUGCAAGCUCGAAGCGUACCCACAGACCUCAUUGCAUCGGUAUCAGGCCAACUCGGCUCGGACUGCGCUUCUCAUCAUCUUGUUGACAACAUCACCGAGGCAGUGCUACAGUCCUUCGGUAGUCGGCUUAAAGAUCCCUCUUCUUACAUCAGACGUGCCGCCCGUUAUUGUCUUACCCUACUGGCAAUAGAAGACGUUACAACGGCUAGCGUAGUCCAGCCUACGUCAGGACCGUUAAUUCAACCUAUGGAGGAGCUGCUCAAUGUAUUAAAUUUGCUUAUCAGUCUUCCGGGUCUCUCUGUAGCUAUCGAUAGACAGCAACAGCAACAGCAGGUCGAGUCUCUCGAAGCUGGUACAACUACUGCUGUCACUACUAGGGGAUUGGAUUUCAUUGGCCUCAUUUUGAGCGCCAUUCUUGUUGAAGAUGACGCUGUUCCUCUCAUGGCCUACAUCUUAUUUCUCGGCCAGCUCACGGAGAUCGCCUCUUUUGUGGCAUGGCGUCCAACCAUAACUUGUCUCAGUCAGCUUCUUUUAAAUCGGAAAACACUGGUUCGAAGUAUUUUUGAAUCGACAGAGGAUCUUAGUAUUCCUGCGCCAAAUCCGCCUCUAGUGGAAGGCUACUCUCAACUAAACAUGGAACAACAAUCGGAGGGAUUUCGGCAGACCGCAGGUUUCAUCGUUCUGGAAAAUAUUUGCCGCAUCUUGGCUCUCGAUAUUGACUACUACUGCACUUCGGCAAGUGUGAUUCCCGUCAACGAGAAAAAUGUACGAGUUUUCGUCCUUUAUACGAGAUUUUACUCCAUUUUUACCUUUCGGUUAGCUGUCGUUUUUCAACUAGGAGACUGUCUCGAUAUUGAAAGUGUAUUCGUUGCCUGGUCGCCGACAAGGCAGUGUCCAAUGGAGUUGGGGAUAAUUGAGUCACACUUAGUCCUUCUGUCUCAAAUUCCCCGACGUUUUUUCGCAACCAACGGCUGCAGUAAUAGCUCCUGGUGGGACCACCUCCUCAACACAUGGUUUAUUUACAACGGUGACGGAAUGUAUGGUCUGCCAAGUAUCGUUCCUCUGACCUCCUCUUCUACCGAAGGCAUGCAUACAAAAUGCGGUCUUGUCAGCCUCAGUGCAUCCAACAAGUUCUCCUUAUCUCCAGAACUUAGAUCAGCCUUUCUCUUCAAUGGCUUACCGCAACUAAUGUCCGCUGCUCUCUCCGAUAUCACACAGGAAGAACUUCUACAGGUUGUCUGCAAUACACCAGCAUUGCUGCUUGAUGGGAACAUGGCUACGUGUCUUAUUGACUGUGCCACAAGACUUCAAGUCAAGCCUUCAACACCAAAGCAGUUAUCCGCUUUUGAAGCACUCAAAAGUCGAGCUCAGCCGUCAAUCGUAACAGAAUUCACCGGUCCAAUCCUGACCACACACCGAGUCUUCGUCACUCCCAACGUGGUCACACCUCCAGUUCUGACGCCCAAAAAACCCAUCCAUUCACCGAUUCCUCUGGCGGCACCCAAAGCUACAUCUUCACCGGUAGCGAAACAACCCGCAUUUGUCGUAGCCGAGACAAUUGGAGUAUCGAGUUCUAAGCAAUCAACGUCUGCUGAUACACGCGAACCUCCUAGUGGAUCCAAGAAUCUAUGGAGAACGUUCUUUUCAAGGUUAACUGAAGCUGCAAGUGACUUCGUGUCUCAGUCUGAGCUGUUCUGUUACACUCUAGCGCGAGUCAAUAGUUCCAUCACCGUGAGAAAUCGGUGGAUGCAGGAUCUCGUCAAUGAGUUACAGGCGGUCAACAUCUCGUCAAAAAGGGGGCGUGCGGUUUCCACUGUAGCACCACUGGCAUAUGUUCUCAGGAGUCUUCCAAAUUUGGCCGCCGUAGCAUACGCUUACUCUCUCAUCCGAUACACUCUUGCCUCGGGGCUCUCCUCUUCCGAUCAAAAAACAGUCAGUCGUUAUCAAAAGUCGGCCGAGUUCUGCAUGAGUGAGUUUGAAAAAAUCUCAUUUCAUCCACUUCCACUGAAGCAUCUUCUCUUGAACCCUCUUCGGUCACUCAUUGAAAAAAAGACAGAAGGACAGAGAACGGGAUCACAGGAGGAUGUGACGUUUGAAGAUCCUCCGCUUGCAUCUGAUCAACUUGAUUUGAGACCAUUGGAGCAACAGAUGGAAGCUCUGACCCUCUAUGGCGUCUCCUCCACCCUCCUCUCACCUGGUCACUCAAUAGACACAGCAUGGGGUGUUGUUCAACGGCUUAUCUUGGCGCAAACUGACGGUGAUGUUGACAGUGAACAGAGGGAGGAUGUGGCAAAAAAGCGGCGCUACCUCCUGGAAGAAGUGGUUCACAAUACCUCUCCCACCAUCCUGCGAGCCUCUAUAAAGAACCACAUUGAUAACGUGGGAUAG